Messenger RNA from Anoplopoma fimbria (sablefish), 2794 nucleotides. Its product is annotated as receptor activity-modifying protein 3-like. The coding region runs from base 281 to 778 and encodes 165 amino acids. NCBI's taxonomy places the organism in Eukaryota, Metazoa, Chordata, Actinopteri, Perciformes, Anoplopomatidae. The record is from RefSeq and is a predicted model, not a curated record. Gene Ontology annotation, molecular function: coreceptor activity. The transcript has 4 exons. Gene Ontology annotation, cellular component: signaling receptor complex; cell surface; membrane. Gene Ontology annotation, biological process: G protein-coupled receptor signaling pathway; protein localization to plasma membrane; cellular response to hormone stimulus.
GCUCUGACUCCAGACUGCAGAAAGAAGUGUUCGCGAUCAUCACGAGUCAGAAAUCACGCUCUGGGAUCACAUUUCUGUUGGUGUUGUUAUUUGGGUUUUUUUUUGGUCUGGCUUUUCCCCCAUCCGAAUCCUCCACUCAUUCAUCUUGAUUCACGAGAGCAUGACGGAGCUCGGACCUGCACAUUUGGGAUGAUUUUAAUAAUGGUUCGCUUCAAAUGCACAUUUCCACGGAGCUGCAGUUGAGGUUUCAAUCAAAGUCUGACUGGAUUCUCGCAGAGUGAUGGAUACAAAUGAGUUCACAGUACUGAAACUUUUUGUUGUCGGGAUUUUGGUCAAUGCCUGGAUGAUGACAGGGUUGUCAGCCACUGACAGUUUCAACAUAGAGCCCACUCCCCCCCGGCCUAAGAAACCCUGCAAUGAGUCCCGUCUGCAGUGGGAGGUGGAGUUCUGUGGAGAGGAGUUCAAGCGGGACAUGGGUCACAUAGAUCCACAGAACUGGUGUAACCUCACACACUUCAUCAGUGAGUACCACAUCUUCACCCUCUGCACAGAGGAAAAGGCCCAUGACGUCAGCUGCUACUGGCCCAAUCCACUGGUGGAGGGCUACAUCAUCCGCAUACACAAGCACUUUUUCUCUAACUGCACCAUGGAGCAGGUGGUAUGGGUGGAUCCGCCAGACGACACGCUAACCAUCCUCAUCCUCGUCCCUGUUUUCCUCACAUUGGCCAUGAUCGCCCUGGUGGUCUGGUGCAGCAAGAGGAGUGAUAUCCUGGCUUAAGAGGGGAGGAAGAUGGAAGAAGAUGGAGAUGGGUGGAGUUCGGACCUCUCCACUAAAACAAUUCUGUAUAGAGGAGUGCCCAGAAGUUUUGGGAGGUUGCUUCAGUUGGUCAAAUUACCCCAUAAGUGAUGCCACAAAACAAAACUCCCAAGGAAAAUGAGGAAAGUAGUGACUGGGAGUACAAAAUAGUAUUUUCUUUAAUAUUUUUAUAUAUUAUGUGUUAUUUUUCAUAGUUCUGACAUUGAUUUACUAUCAAGCAACAUGUUCGACAGGUCUUUAAAGCACAGAAUUUAGUUGCACUGUUGAACAUCUGUUAUGUUUAUGCUUAUCUGUAGAAUUUUGGAGAAAUAGUAUUUUUUGCCAGAAACAGGAGGAAACAGGCCAUCUGGCUCUGUCCAAAGGCAGAAAAAACAGCACCCAUAUGGCUUACUUAUUAACACACUCAAUCACGUUGGUUUAUUCUGUCCCAGAACAGAAGAACACAAAGUUUUGGAGCAACCUUCAACAAGAAAUAGUAAAGAACCCCACAUAAAACCACAACUUAACACUUUUAAAACUGUAAAUAUGUCAAUUACAGAGCUUUACAGGUUCUAGUAGGUGGAUUUUGUUGCAUUUGGAUGGAGCCAUAUUAGCUGUUUCCCUUGUUUCUAUCCUGAAAAUGACCAUUUGUAUACCAAUUACUCAUCACUUGUUACCUGGGAUUCUUGAAGAAAAACCCUGGUAAACGGAGAAUCACAAAAAAGCCGGAAAUAGAGUAAAUACUCUAUGAACUGAAGGGUUUUUUAUAUUGUAAAUCUUUUUGGACAAAAUGCAUGUGUUUGUGAAGUACAUAGCAUGGGUUUGGUUAAACAAGAGUUCAUCGCACAAAUUGUGUGAGAGUUUGUAAACGGAUAUUGAUAUGGUUCUGCUGUUGUUAAACGAUUCCCCAAUCUACUUUGAUUCAUCAAGUAUUUACUCUGUUUUCUUCAAGAAUUCAAGGUAACACAUCGUGAGUAAUUGAUAAACAAAUUGUCAUUUUAAGGUUGAGGUAUUCCUUUCAGCUAAGCUAAGCUAACCAGCUGGAGGUCGAAGCAUCUUUUCUAGUGUACAGACAUGACAUACGGACAUUAACUCCCGACAAGAAAGCAAAUAAGCCUAUUUUCCCAAAUGGUCAAACUCUUCCUACGAGACACAGAUGAGUUUGCCAUUGACAUCACUUAUUGGGUAAAUUGACCAGUGGGACAAUCGCCCAAAUCUCUGCGAGUUCUUUGAAGCUCAUGGAUCCGGACCGUUGACUUCGGAGAUUUAUGUCCGAGCUAUGAACCUUUGCUGAAGGCCAAAGUAUCCACUAAGCCUUUGAGGCAGUGACUGAAGUCUAAACUGCUGGGAAAUGAUUCCCAGAGGACAGCAUUGUAACAUGAUACUGUAUGAUGGCUUGGAUAAAAAAGAGAAGCCAAAUUUUUACUUAAUACUGAUUCUGCAAGUUUAAUCUUACUGUUGAGUUACUGAAAUGACUGUCGCCACUGGAAAGGAUACACUGGUGUGCAACCCAAAGACAAGGCAACAUGAUGAUCUAUAUAUGUUCGGAAUAACAUUUCUUGUGUGAUUACCUGAGCCUCAAUGGACUGUUUUAUAAAAGUAUAACUUAUCAGAUAAUGUUGUAUAAAAAACUGUUAAUACUCACAAAGAGGGGGUUCUCAAUGGAAACAAAAGUAUUAUGAACUGUCAUUGAAACCUCAUACUGUAUAGUUAUGCUCUCUGUCCGUGCUGUCUACUGUAUCUGCAUUGACUCUCCAGUGUUUCUCAGACCAGUGAGAAAUACACAUUUAUGCUUUGAAGUGAAUUCCUUUGGGGAAUGGCUUGAUUUAAUGUACGCACUUCAUUGGUUCUUUGAACCGCAGUCCUCAAAAGGCACGAGGCAAUACAGACUAAACCAAGCACUGCUUUUUUUAUUUUCUUCCAAAGCAUAAGGCAUCAAUCUCUGUUUGUCAUCCCUCACCUGCACACUUUUGUGGAUGGAAACCGAUUAAAUCUCUC